Molecule: messenger RNA, 1563 nt
Organism: Sclerotinia sclerotiorum 1980 UF-70
Lineage: Eukaryota; Fungi; Ascomycota; Leotiomycetes; Helotiales; Sclerotiniaceae
Exons: 5
Coding region: 1-1563 (520 amino acids)
Biological process (GO): transmembrane transport; carbohydrate transport
Cellular component (GO): membrane
Molecular function (GO): carbohydrate:proton symporter activity
Source: RefSeq, a predicted model, not a curated record
AUGGACGUCGACGUCCCCGACACAGAACCUCCAAAAAUUCCCCAAACCCACACCACCAACAAAUCCCUCCAAAUCGACGCGCAAACCGCUACAGAAAUCGAACACACAAUGACUUUUCGUGAUGGACUCCGCAACUAUCCCGCCGCAAUAGGAUGGUCAGCAUUUUUCUCCCUUGGAAUUAUCAUGACGGCUUUUGAUCCGCAGUUAUUGGGGAGUUUAUAUGCGACGCCGGCUUUUCAGAAGGAUUUUGGGUAUUUGUUUAAGGGGGGUUAUAUUAUUAGUGCGCCGUGGCAGACGGCGUUGGGCAUGGGAAAUCCAAUUGGUCAGGUUGUGGGAGCGUUGCUUAUUGGGUUUCCGAUGGAGUGGUAUGGUCGGAGAUGGACGUACAUGGUAUGUGUAGCAGGCACGGCAGCAUUGAUAUUUAUGCAAUUUUUCGCGCGAUCAUUACCGGUUCUUCUCGUUGGUGAACUAAUCGGAGGAUUGAUAUUGGGUACUUAUACGACUAUCGCGCCUACCUACGCAUCAGAAGUAUGUCCCAUUGCGCUUCGAGGACAUUUAACUUCUUAUAUUAAUCUCUGUUUUGUGAUGGGUCAACUCCUUGCCAAUGGAGUUAUUGCUGGAACAUCUCAACUCAAUAAUCACUGGGCGUAUAGCGCGCCUUUUGCAAUUCAAUGGUUAUGGCCUCUCAUCAUCUUAAUCGGUACCAUCUUUGCUCCUGAAUCGCCAUGGUGGCUCGUUCGAAAAGAUAGACUUGAGGAAGCGGAAAAAUCGUUGAAUCGUCUCUCUUCGAAGAAAAUCAAUAAUAAAUUGGUCUUGGCUAUGAUGAUUGAGACGGAUAGGUUGGAGUUGGAGAUGGAGACGGGAACAACUUAUUGGGAUGUUUUUAAUAAGACUAACAUACGUAGGACGGAAAUUGCAAUUGCGGUAUUUGUUACGCAGGUUUUUAGUGGGAUAUAUCUUGUGGGAUAUGCGGCUUACUUCUUUCAACUCGCCGGCCUUGCGGGAUCCAAAGCUUUCGAUAUGAGCGUCGGAUUUCUAGCCGUUGGUUUCGUAGGAACUAUCCUAUCAUGGAUUUUGAUAUCAAGAUAUGGUCGAAGACGCAUCUACAACACUGGACUUGCUGUACUCACGACAAUUAUGUUCAUUAUCGGAAUCUUGGAUUGCGUACCAAAUUAUUCGAAGCGUCCCGCUGUCAUUUGGGCGCAAUCAACACUCAUGAUCGUUUGGAACGGUAUCUUCGACCUUACAAUCGGACCAGUUUGCUAUACAAUUUUCUGCGAGGUAUCCGCUACUAAAGUUCGCGCCAAAACCAUUGCUGUGGCUACCGCAAUGCAAGCGCUUGUUGGAAUCGUUAUGACAGUCGCAAUUCCUUAUAUGAUCAAUCCGGAUCAAGCGAAUUGGAGAGGAAAGAUAGGAUUCUUUUAUGGUGGUUGUUCGGUAGUAUGCUUUAUAUGGUGUUGGUUGAGAGUUCCAGAAACCAAAGGAAGGACGUAUGAAGAAUUGGAUUUGAUGUUUGCGAAAGGCGUAAAGACGAGAGACUUCAAAAAUUAUAAAAUCGAUUAA